Messenger RNA from Phyllostomus discolor (pale spear-nosed bat), 3511 nucleotides. RefSeq names its product neuronal PAS domain protein 4 (gene NPAS4). The record is from RefSeq and is a predicted model, not a curated record. Gene Ontology annotation, biological process: regulation of transcription by RNA polymerase II. Lineage: Eukaryota; Metazoa; Chordata; Mammalia; Chiroptera; Phyllostomidae. Gene Ontology annotation, molecular function: protein dimerization activity; DNA-binding transcription factor activity, RNA polymerase II-specific; RNA polymerase II transcription regulatory region sequence-specific DNA binding. The transcript is spliced from 8 exons. The coding region runs from base 40 to 2787 and encodes 915 amino acids.
UCCCUCUGGCCCCCUCCCGCUCCCCUUCUACGUCACGCGAUGACGUCGGAGGCCGGGGAGGGAGGAGGGGUGCCCCCCCCCGCCAGCGGCUCCCGCUGCAGCUUGCUUAGCCCAGCCUCCCGCUUUCCCGCCCCCCCUUUCCCUGAAGCGAGCCCCCCCACGCGUGGCAGGAGCUAUAUAAGGCGGGAGGAGGCAGGCGAAGGGGGCAGCGCAGCCAAGCGGAGCCCGGGAGAGGAGAGCGGAGCAGAGAGAGAGCGCCCGAGCGAGCGAGAGAGAGCCUGGGAAGCGAGCGGGAGGAAGCCGCCGGCCGUCGGGACGGGACCGCAGGUGUUCGGAGCCGGAGCCGGAGCCGGAGCCGGAGCCCGAGCGCCUCAGCCGCCAGCCAUGUACCGCUCCACCAAGGGCGCCUCCAAGGCGCGCCGCGACCAGAUCAACGCCGAGAUCCGGAACCUCAAGGAGCUGCUGCCGCUGGCCGAGGCGGACAAGGUCCGGCUGUCCUACCUGCACAUUAUGAGCCUUGCCUGCAUCUACACCCGCAAGGGCGUCUUCUUCGCUGGAGGCACUCCCCUGACAGGCCCCACCGGGCUCCUCUCAGCCCAAGAGCUUGAAGACAUCGUGGCGGCGCUCCCUGGGUUUCUGCUCGUGUUCACGGCCGAAGGGAAGCUGCUCUACCUGUCCGAGAGUGUGAGCGAACACCUGGGCCACAGCAUGGUGGACCUGGUUGCGCAGGGUGACAGCAUCUACGACAUCAUCGACCCAGCUGACCACCUAACCGUGCGCCAGCAGCUGACCCUGCCCUCUGCCCUGGAUGCCGAUCGCCUCUUCCGCUGCCGCUUCAACACCUCCAAGUCUCUCAGGCGCCAGAGCGCAGGCAACAAACUGGUGCUUAUCCGAGGCCGAUUCCACGCUCACCCGCCUGGAGCCUACUGGGCAGGAAACCCAGUGUUCACAGCCUUCUGUGCCCCACUGGAGCCCAGACCCCGUCUCGGCCCUGGCCCUGGCCCUGCCGCACUCUUCUUGGCCAUGUUCCAGAGCCGUCACGCUAAGGACCUGGCCUUGCUGGACAUCUCCGAGAGUGUCCAAAUCUACCUGGGCUUUGAGCGCAGCGAGCUGCUCUGUAAGUCAUGGUACGGACUGCUGCACCCGGAGGACCUGGGCCACGCCUCCUCUCAACACUACCACCUGUUGGCUGAGAGUGGAGACACUCAGGCAGAGAUGGUCGUGAGGCUGCAGGCCAAGCCUGGAGGCUGGGCAUGGAUUUAUUGCCUGUUAUACUCAGAAGGUCCCGAAGGCCCCAUCACGGCCAACAACUACCCAAUCAGUAACACGGAGGCCUGGAGUCUCCGCCAGCAGCUGAACUCGGAAGACACUCGGGCAGCCUACAUGCUGGGUACCCCAGCCGUGCUGCCCUCAUUCCCCGAGAACAUCCUCUCCCGGGAGCCGUGCUCCAGCCCUAACCCCCUCUUCACCCCAGCCUUGGGGGCUCCCAGAAGCACCCAUUUCCCCAGUGCCCCCGAGAUGGGUGCUGUCUCGACAUCGGAAGAGCUUCCCCGGCCUUCCAAAGAGCUGGGCUUCAGCUACCUGACAUUCCCGCCCGGCCGGGAGCCUUCUCUCCAAGCCGGUCUGAGCAAGGAUCUCGUGUGCACCCCGCCCUACACACCCCGCCAACCCGGAGGCUGCGCCUUCCUCUUCAGCCUCCACGAGCCCUUCCAGACCCACCUGCCCACUCCAUCCAGCUCUCUCCAAGAACAGCUGACUCCGAGCACCGUGACCUUCUCUGACCAACUAACACCCAGCAGCGCGACCUUCCCAGAUCCACUGACUAGUCCACUGCAAGGCCCGCUGACCGAAAUCUCGGCCAGAAGCUACGAAGAGCAGUUGGCGCCCUGCACCUCCGGCUUCCCAGAUCAGCUGCUCCCCAGCACCGCCACCUUCCCGGAGCCCCUGGGCAGCACUGCCCGUGAGCAGCUGACUCCUCCCAGCACCGCCUUCCAGGCACACCUGAGCAGCCCCAGCCAAACCUUCCCAGAGCAACCGAGCCCCAGUCCCACCAAGACUUACUUCGCCCAGGAGGGAUGCAGUUUUCUCUAUGAGAAGUUGCCUCCGAGUCCUAGCAGCCCUGGUAAUGGGGACUGCACGCUCCUGGCCUUAGCCCAGCUCCGGGGCCCCCUGUCUGUGGACGUCCCCCUGGUGCCCGAAGGCCUGCUUACGCCCGAGGCUUCCCCAGUCAAGCAGAGCUUCUUCCACUACUCCGAGAAGGAGCAGCACGAGAUUGACCGUCUCAUCCAGCAGAUCAGCCAGUUGGCUCAGGGCAUGGACAGGCCCUUCUCGGCCGAGGCUUGCACGGGUGGGCUAGAGCCACUCGGGGGGCUGGAGCCCCUGGACUCCAACCUGUCCCUGUCGGGGGCUGGCCCUCCCGUGCUCAGUCUGGACCUGAAACCCUGGAAAUGCCAGGAGCUGGACUUCCUGGUCGGCCCGGAUGACAUAUUCCUGGAAGAGACGCCCGUGGAGGACAUCUUCGUGGAUCUCUCCACCCCAGACCCCAAUGGGGAAUGGAAUUCAGAGGAUCCCGAGACAGCGGCCCCCGGAGGGGCCUUGUCACCUUGCAACAACCUGUCCCCAGAAGACCACAGCUUCCUGGAGGACCUGGCCACAUAUGAAACCGCCUUUGAGACAGGUGUCUCAGCAUUCCCCUACGAUGGGUUUACCGAUGAGUUGCAUCAACUCCAGAGCCGAGUUCAAGACAGCUUCCAUAAAGAUGGAAGUGGAGGGGAACCAACGUUUUGAAUAAGUCUGUGACUUAACGUCGUCGAGUAUGGCAUAUUGUCAUCAAGACGUGGAGCUGCUCUCCACCCCCCCGGGACUGUUGGGGGGACCCUAGGGGCCAGAGGGGGAUGUAUCUGAUUCCCUAGGCCCUGUGCAGGAUUGGGUGAGGGGAGGAGGGAGGGCGAGGGAGGGGAGCUUCUUUUUAAAACUUAGAGACUUCCAGCGAUCCCAGUUUCCAUUUCAAUCUGUAUUCACUCGUAGUGAGUUUCCUUGAAUGGGAUUUCAAGCGGAGAACGGGGGAGUCUCACUUCCCCCCGCGCUGCCCCAUGGGCCUGGGCCAGUUCUCCACUCCUGGGGGCCAAGCCGCCACACCCCCCGGGCCUUGGUGGGGGAAAGGCAGCGCCCAUCGGGGCCGGCCUGUGCCCUGCGGGGCUCUCGACACCCACGUAGAAUUCUCUACACACCAGUAACGGGAUUUCAAUUCCGAUGGACUCUGCCGCCCUGGCGGCCCUUCUUGUGACUUUUGCGCCCCACGCCUGGGGUGGGGGGCGUGAAGAGACGCUACGUUCCUUUCCGGUGGAGGAAGGCAGACCUGCCGCUGUCACACAUGUGCUUGCACGAGUGCGUGUACCUGGUGCGGGACUCACCCGGCUGCCAGACCACCUGGGCCUGCCCAGGAGGCCACCUCAUGGUGCUGUGGUGACUUUGUAGCCAACUUUAUAAUAAAGUCCAGUUUGCCUUUUUG